Messenger RNA from Magnolia sinica, 554 nucleotides. RefSeq names its product large ribosomal subunit protein eL29y-like. Gene Ontology annotation, molecular function: structural constituent of ribosome. The record is from RefSeq and is a predicted model, not a curated record. Gene Ontology annotation, biological process: cytoplasmic translation. Bases 152 to 340 code for a protein of 62 amino acids. The transcript is spliced from 3 exons. Lineage: Eukaryota; Viridiplantae; Streptophyta; Magnoliopsida; Magnoliales; Magnoliaceae. Gene Ontology annotation, cellular component: cytosolic large ribosomal subunit; ribosome.
CGCGAGUAGCCACCGCCUUUCCUACUUGGAAAGAAACUAGGGUUUGAAAGGACUUCAUAAACAUCCCUCUCUCUCAUCUCAAGCUCUCUUUUACUCAAAACCCUAACCCUAGCAUAGAAGCGCGACAACCUCUUCUCAUUUCCUCAGAGAGAUGGCGAAGUCGAAGAAUCACACGGCCCAUAAUCAGUCCUACAAGGCCCACAAGAACGGAAUCAAGAAGCCGAGGAGGCACAGGCACGCCUCCACCAAAGGGAUGGACCCAAAGUUCCUGAGGAACCAGAGGUAUGCAAGGAAGCAUAACAAGAGUGGUGGAGGGUCGACCGGGGAGGAGGAAGAAUAGAUGAAGAAGAAUGAGGAUGAUCAAGGAGGAGGAUGAGUAGAUGAAGAACAAUGAGGAUGGACCUGUUAGAAUUAGAAUGAAUUUUAAACUAUAGGAUUGUUUUUUUAUGAAACUUUGAAUUUUGCUGUUGAACUAAUUUCAAUGCCACUGCCUUGCAGUGCUUAUGGGUAUGCUUGAUUUUUCUAUCUUAAUAUCAGUAUUGUGAUAUUUGCUU